GGCAACUGGUCCAACCGUUGGUCUAGCAAUCUCUUCUUUAGUGACAGCUGUUGGUUGUUUAUCAGUCGCAUAUCUAUCUGGCUGGAAAUUAAGUCUUGUUAUUACAAUUUUUGUUCCAUUUAUUGUCGUUGCUGGAAGUUUGUCCAUGUUGUUACUUGGCGGGAAAGCCAGAUAUGGCGGAGAUGAAGAAAGCGGACAGGUAACUAUGUUGAUAGUUAUUAAAGGGAAAUGGCAAUAUAAAUUUUUAUUUUCUCAUUUGAAAGAACUUCUUUUACCGAUUUUUCAUAUCUUGCUUACAUCUUGAAAUAUUUUUACUUGAAGUAAUGAGAUGUCCGCCAUCUUGGAUACAAUUUUGAUCUCAUUAACAGUAGUUUUGGUGACAUCACAAGAGGGAUCUUACAAGUUCCUUCAAAUGAGAAAAUAUAUUGCCAUUUCCCUUUAAUACCGCGGUGCACCACGUUAACAGUUUGCGGUAAUUCUGAGAAUUUGGGUCAUCAUUCUCCCAUUCAGUCGCUCAGUCACUUAUACCCUCGAAAAAAAUGGAAGAUGUCUAACAUUUUCAGGAUUUAUUUGUGUCGGAUAUAUAAGCGUACAGGCCCAAUCCUUUCCGGGGGUGGCACUUAAAAGUUUGCCCAAAUUUGUAAGUUGAUUUUCCCUAGCAUUUGCUCGAAUUUCUUUGCUUUUCUAAUUCUUUUUUGUUGGGGGAGGCACCCCCCCCCGUUAUGUCAUAGUAGUACAUGUUUCGUUUGCCUUUGUCUUGUGAACAUAAAGUACAUUAAGUCAUUUAGCUACCUUGUUUGACCUAACGUAACAAACCUUUCCAAAGAAUAUUUCCUGUAUUUUGAUGAUAUGUCUUGAAACAUUGAAACAUUAACAUCAAGGCCGCGAUAGGAUGUGCACCGUGGGAUAUUCCUGACAUUGCGAUUCUAAUUCUAUAUAAUUGUGUUUUAAAUUGACUUUUGCUUUUUCGCUUAGAUCGCGAUCGAGACCAUCUCGAACAUGCAAACAGUUGCAUCACUUGGAAGAGAAGAGUUAUUUUUUCAAAGAUAUGUUGAAGUUGCUGACAGGCAUUUCUUGUGAGUUUGAUCUUACAUAUUUUCCAUCUUUCUAAUGCAGAACGAUAUAGUACUUCCACAUGUUCUUGAAUUAAGUCUAUUUUCCACUUCCACUGUGUCGUAGCGGAUCACGAAUAGGGAGUUUACGAUCUGCGAUAAAACAUAUAAUACCAUUGUUUGUGGAAACACCAAAUUUCUUUGUUUUAAAAGCGCGUUGUCGAGCCGGCCGCGUCGUAGAUCGUAAACUCCCUAAUGUGGAAAAGGCUUCGCGCGGAGAACAGCUGCAUGUAUCUGAAUGUGGAUACUUGCUGCACGUACAUAUGACACAUAUGUGAAAAGAGUCAGUGAACGGUCUAUUGAAAGUCGUGGGUUUUCUCUGGGUACUUCAGUUUUUCCCCACAAGAAAUGUUGACAGGGUAGGUUGGGGACUAAAUCCGAACGGUCUGCGCCAGUGUAGGUCCCAUGCUAACCCUGUCAACCGAGGCUGAUUUCCAAUGAUAACAAAACUUCUGUUGAUAGAGAUGCAAAAUUCCAUGUUAACUGUUAACUCCUUUUCAGGUAGUGGAAUCUCUAUCGACCAAUUAAAGUUUUGGUUUUGGUUGGGAUUAGCCCCUAAUUGACCCUUCCGUCGUAGCUGUGCUCCGUGAUCUGACAUGAGUCGUAAGGUGGCUCGGUCAGGUUGAGCUAUGUCAUUCGCAAUUCAACUAGUUAGCUCUCAGCUGCAAGUAAGGAUCAUUACCCCCAAUUACUUAUACGUACUUACUCAGCACUAUACUUUCCAACGUAUUUGGUCAACAAGACGUGUUCGCUACGGACUUGCAAGUCUUUCAUCAACUUGUAUCAAUGCAGUUCUCAUUUUGAACAUGUUUUAACGCACAACCCGUUAACAUGUACUUGUUCAACAGGAUGGUGGACGUGUGUCGAGUCUUCAACGUGUAUAAAGUAUAAUUCUUAUAUAGCGUGUCAAAGUUCAAUUUUUCUAUUUGCCGAUUAAUAUUAAUUUAAUAACUUACUGACCGAGAUAUUAAACCAAGGUCAUGUUGUAUUGACCGAGCGAUAAGCAUGAGAUGAGUAAUCUGUCCAUUUAUAUAGAAAAAGCAAGAGAGGUGCUCAUUACAGUGGUCUUUCAAUUGGUACAUCUCAAUGGAUUCUCAAUCUGUGCAGUGCGGCGUCCAUGUUGUAUGCUGGCAAGCUUGUCAAUGAUGACGAAAUGGACUUUCCUGACGUCAUGAAGUAAGCACAUGCAUCAAUCAUAAACGCCACAAAAAUAUUUUAAUGUUCUUUUGGAUGGAUGAAAGUUGUUACCAAUUCGAAGCAUGUAUUAUUAAGUCUAUUAACGUCUGCUGGCUGUGGUCUUUGAACUCUUACUCAGGUGUUUUGCUGAUGUUAUUCUGACUGUCAAACCGGGCAAGCUGAAAAAUUGCUUGGCGUGAUGGGGAUCAAACCCGCGACCUUUGCAGAGUUUGCGCUGAAAGCCAAUGGUUGCGGGUUCGAUUCUCACUGCGGUCAAGCAUUUUUCAGCUUGCCCAGUUUAGAGACAGUCAGAAUAACAUCAGCAAAAAAUCGCAUGUAUUGUUAUUUUUAUUGCUGCCGCAGCGAACGAGCCUGAAGCGAGCGAGCAAGGCAGCAGACCUAAACUUUAUGUAUAUGUACUAUAUAUAUGCAGAUGAAAUCUCGAUCGUUUCGGCGUAUUUCGGCCUACCACAAUGCACUGCUUCCAGGCCGGCAGGCUAUUCUUGCCUAAUAAACAGGCAUAAGGCAAACAAGCAAUGCGAUCAUCUUUCAUCUUUGGUUUUCUAUUAUGCAGCGUUGCCACUCGUAGUGAAAUUUCACUAUUUGUAGUGAAAUCAGUCCGAGCGUAGUUAUGUAGUGAAGGAAAUUUGAAAUUGCUGAAAUGUAGUGAAAUGCUGAUGAAAAUGUUAAAUAAACCUUGCUGAAAAGUUUAAGGAAAAUAUUAACUUGGCAGACAAACAAACAAUUAAUUUUUACAUAUUAGACAUCUACCCGUAUUCAUAAAGAAAACAUGAAAAACAAAUUAGCGCGAGUUACCGGGGGCCCAGACAUUAGUAUCCAGUUUCACGUCAGCACGUGGCCACUGAGCUUCAUUAUUUUAGUUAAUUUAUUCAACUCUGAAUUUGCAAAUAUGGCGUCGACAACAAACAACAUUGAUGCGGAUGAAUAUUCUGAAGACCAGCAGCACGUGGAACCGGGGCAAGGGUCAUCGAAUUCGAAGAAGGCAAAAACUUGGAGAAUGCAGAAUUUUUCCGAUUCGUGGCCAGGUCAAAAACAAAAUUGUAAAAUUGUUUAUUUUUUGUUGGUCUGUUACAUUAUCUGUUAUUCUGUUAAUAAAAAGACACUCUUACUGGUUUGUUAUCAUUUAGCGAUCGAUAUCAGGUCGAUAUCUAACAAAAACCUGCCAUGUAGUGAAAUGUGCGGCAAAAUAGUGAAAUUUAGUCACUGAUAUACUGAAAUGUGAAAAAUCCGAGUGGCAACACUGCUUUUAUGGAAAGCCAUAGCUUCGAGCGUUAUACGCAGUGCUUUUGCUAUUAUACGCAGUGGUUCGAGCAUCAUACGUGGUGCGUUCGCCAUUAUAUGCGGUGGUUCGAGCAUUAUACGCGGUGCUUUCCUCAUUAUGCGGGGUGCUUUUAACAUAUAAUUUCCAUAUUCUUUCCAUGUAUAUAAUCUCACGAUUGCUUAAAUUUGGUAUGUGGCUGUGCUUUUUGCCUCUGGUCUGCAAUGACAAUGACAUGCUUUUUUUUUAAUGCAAUGACAUGGUUUAUUUAUAAAAAGGUGACUGCACUUUGUGAGUUCUAUAUUAUCAUAUAGUGUUGAUUUAUUAGUAAUAAUAGGUAUAUAAAUUAAUAUAACGCAGCGAAUGCGCGCCAAGCAGUAUAAACGCGGCUGAAAUACGAUAUUAAAAUCUUGAAUGUGCCCUAUGAUUUAAUUAUAUAUAUUGUAUUUGUACUACUGCAUCACAAGGCAGUGCGUAUUAAGUGAACAGAUUCCACAUGUGAGGUUGUCUUGUAUAUAUUUUUGCCUUCUUUGAUAAACAUUAUUAAACACGCAAAUUUAGUGAGACGCAGUCAUUGUCAUUGCCUUUUAACCUCUGGUCUAAAUCAUAUGAUUAUUGAAGCGGGGCCGUUUUGACCUAGCAGUAUUUGUAGGCAAAUUGUCUAUACAAUUUUAUAUACUAGAUAUCACAGCCAUACCUGCCAUUUUGAUCUUUUCCUCGCGUUAGAUAAGUUGAUAAGUACACUCAUUCUUGUUAGCCAUCGUAUCUGUUCGGCUCGAUACGAAACUUCGAGCGCCGAGUUAUCAUACGGCACAUUCAAGUGUAUAAAUUAUGGAUGAUUCCAAUUCAUUACAAAUAUUUCUUACUCUUAUUCUUUAAAAUAUUAAAGAUUUGGGAACAAUGCUAUACCAAGGCAGCAUUCACUACCCUGUGGGUAAACUAGUUAUUCCAAUAAUGGAUCAUUAUAAACAAAUCAAUCAUUAAAUCAUUUAAAUCAAUCUUUAUAAACAAAACAAUCAUUAAAAAGUUUAAAUCAAUCAUUAUAAACAAAUCAAUCAUUAAAUAAUUUAAAUCAAUCAUUAUAGAUAAAUUGAUAUAAAUAAUUCACUUACUAAUCAUGGGGAACUAGAAUAAAGUUGAAUGUAAAGCAAUCCAUACUAAUACCCUAUAUUAUAGAUGACUAGCAUUUGUACGCGUUUCUAAUUGCCUCGUACCAUACAUUUAUACCAAAUCAAACGAUUUCUCCUAGAGUACUAAUGGCGAUCAUUAUGGGUUCAUUAAUGAUUGGUCAACUGGCUGCGUUGAGUCCAGAUUUUGGCAAAGGAAGAAUUGGUGCAGCUCAUCUUUUCAAGUUGUUCAACAGAAUACCAGUAAUUGACAGUGCCUCUGACAGGGGUGUUAAACCAGUAAGUCGAUAACUGCAUGUGACUUUUGUGGCUCCAAUAUAGGAAUAUUUUAUAGGAAGCCUGUUAUGGUAUGUUCCCAUGUACAUCAGUGUUCCAAUUGGUCCAUUCCCUUAAAUUACAGUGUUGAUAAAAUAUUCAACCUGUAUAUACAGUUUUGUGCUUGAUCGGUCACUGUCGGAUGUUUAAUUAACAUACAUUUUUCAUCCAUAUAUAAGACAGAGGGGAAAAUGUAAACUUCACAUGAUGUUAUGAUGAUACAAUUUGCUGCGGAUCUAGCACUAUUAUAAGCAGCCUUAUAAGCCCGCACUGUUAAGCAGACGUCUUCGGGGAUAAAAAGUACACCAAUGAGUUCUCAUUCAAUCAAUUUCUUGUUCCCAGGAUGGUGUAAAGGGAAAUAUUCAGUUUCGAAAGAUUGAGUUUCGAUAUCCAGCCAGGCAAAGUGUGAAAGUUUUGCGUCGUCUCAAUCUUGGAGUAAAAUCUGGAGAAACAUUGGCUUUGGUUGGUAGUAGCGGCUGUGGCAAGAGUACAUCUGUCGCACUUAUUGAAAGAUUCUAUAAUCCAGAAGCUGGUUCAAUUGUAAGUUUAAUAUUUAGUAUUUGCACAGUUCUCAACUAUAUGUGUCCCACAAUAAUUUUUUAUAAAGAGAUAACAAGUAAAUACAGUUACAAACACACUCUGGCAAAUUAUUGAAAAAGAUUUUCACUCGUGUCGAAAUAAAUGCCAUUUUGAAUAUUUUGCUCAUAUUUCCAUUUCAUUGAUGGCACUCAUCAUGCAUUGCUACAGAGCAGGGGUGCAUGAGACAGAAUAAAAACUAAAUACCCAAGGCCCGGCACUUCCAACGGGUCCGGUGAAGAAUUCUGAUAUUUUACCAAUUCUUCAUCCUGGGUUCUGAAACUUGCUUUAACCGACCUUCAUAUUAACUGUAGUGCCGAUACGAAUAAUUCACUGAAUACAAUUCAACAAAUGUACGAUUUACUCAUGAGACAUUGUUUGAAGUACGUUAAAUUUCCUAAACUUUUUUUCCAGACAUUAGACGACAAUGAAAUAAAUGCAUUGAAUCUUAAGUGGUUGCGACGCCAGAUUGGUAUUGUAUCUCAAGAACCUGUGUUGUUUGAUUUAACAAUACGUGAGAAUAUCGCGUAUGGAGACAAUACACGAGACGUUAGCAUGGAGGAAAUUAUACAAGCAGCAAAGGACGCUAACAUUCAUGAUUUCAUCAGUUCUUUGACAGACGUAAGUUGUGUCCUCUUCAGGGUAGAGUGGAGUUCAGGGGGGCUGAGCCUCCCUUGUUAAAAUUUUAUGUUGACUAUGUUGAAAAUUUUAUGUUGAAAAGUAAAACAUCAUGCACUUUGUGAAAAAAGCACCCAAUUCACAGGAAGUGUAGACUUUAACAUGAUAAUGAAUCUUAGAUAUGGAGGCAUCACUAAAAUUGAUGCUGACGGCUUAAAAUUUAGGAUUUCUUAUAUUCUCUUAUUUAACUCUAUUACUGUUUAAAAUUGUGAAAUUGCAGGUUCACAUAUAGCAAAAAUGACUUGCAUGAUUAGAAAGCUUACAAAAAACUACAUAUAAGACUUUUAAACAGCUGAUUGAUUUUCCAAGCGGUUUUCCAGUUAUUCCUAUUUAAAAACGUGAUAAAUGGGCAAAAAUCCCGCCAAAAUCCUGGACACUAGCCCUAAAACAUAUUUUCAACCGCUCAUAACUCCAGAGGAGUUGGAAAAUCAAAGUAACUGCUUAAAUGUCUUAGAUGCAGUUUUUUGUAAGUUUUCUAAUGACGCAUGUCAUUUUUGCUAUAUGUGAACGUGCAAUUUCACAAUUUUUAAUAGUAUAAGAGAUUAAUAAGAGAAUAUAAGAAAUCCUAAAUUUUAAGCUGUCAGCAUCAAUUUUGGUGAUGCCUCCAUAUCUAAGAUUCAUUAUCAUGUUAAAGUCUAUGUACACUUCCUGUGAAUAUGGUGCUUUCUUCACAAAGUGCAUGAUUUUCGCAGAUAUCUGUGCAUAUCCGCUGGACUAACUUGAGUCAUUUGCAAUUAACUGUAGUGUUAAAAUGAUACGAUAAUCAUUUUAGUAAUCUGUAAUUGAUUACUAUAUGAUCCUAUACCAUUAAAUCAUUUAUAUGGCUCCAACAUGAUUUUAAAAAUAUCUUUUUGAACAACUUCCAAAUAAAAAAUACUGGAACUUUUCAUGUUUAUCAUGCCGACCCUCGACGCCUUUUCACCUCCCCCCCCCCAAUGCCUUGUCGGCCUGCCUUCUUUGGAGAAUCCCCCUUGUUACUAGCAUUUCAGUUCUAUACUACUGGUCCUCUUAGUUGUCGAACGUAUAAAGCCGGUUACAAACGAGCAAGUUUUCUAUGACAAGUUUUUCCAUCAGAAGAAGAAAAUUGCAGCAGAUAUUGCAAGUGUAAACGGGCUUUUACCUUGAUCCAUGCAUAUAUAAUUAAUUUAAGAUUAAAUUAUUAAUUUCUGAAGGCGUGCCAAAAAUUUGCAAUCAAGGGGUACUACCUGUUGUUUACAAAAGGAUUUCCAGCUACUGUAUUUCGAGCGGUUUUCCCAGGACAUGAGCGCCGUAUCUUUAUAUUCAGUCUAAGCAUAUAGGAAACCGAAACAAGCUGGUUUUAUUAAAUAAAAUCCAUAAUGAGUAUGCAAUUAGCAAUAAAAUUGCUGUUAAGCCGGUUUUCCACUUCAACCGUAUCGUAGCGAAGCGUGUUUCUUUGUUUCCUGAGCACUAGAGUGGAAUUAAUGACUUCGACACAAAAGAAAAUGCUACGGUACGUUACGAUUGAAGUGGAAAACCGGCUUAAGAAUCAUGCACGUAGCGUGCUCCGGUCGCGCUGUGAUUUGAUAGGAUACGUCCUGGAUACGUCACUAAUUACACUGGCCUGUAAGGCCAAGUGUCUUAAAUCCCCCUUUUUCUGUUUUUUUCGUAGUCGAGAAAUCGAGUUUGCGUUAGCUCAUCGCAGGCUCAGGGUGCAACGAUUAAGCCAAAAUGCCAUCGAUUCCCUCGGUUCCAUGAUUUAGAUAGUAUAGUAAUCAGCUCGUAUAUAUGUACGUAAUAGCCCACUCAUGCCAUGCUUGUGGUACAUUUUUCGUUUAUUAGCCUAUACACUUGUACGCACGCGCACAAUUCCGAACUGCAAUGGCGGCUUUUCACAGAGUGAUCAAACUAUAUUUUACACAGUUUCGUUGAAUUUUCAAAGAAUUGUGCCGGUUUCCUAUGUAUUUUACGUUGUGUCGUACUCUGGACUUUCUUGCGUGUUGAAUUAAUGUGUUUUUCUUUGUGUAAUGACUCGAAAACCACAAAAUAUAAUAUUUUAAUAGUACUCCACGAAAUAUAAUCCGCACGAAAAGCUUUGUGGUAGCUAUACUAAAGAUAAAGCGUGCGUUCAAAAUACCAACAAGAACUAGAACCAUUAUUGUAUCAUUUGUAUGGUUCUCAUUUGCUAGACUUGCCACAAGUCGACCUCGAAGAAACGCAUUUCGUUCGAGCUCGAACUUCGAGGUCGACUUGUGGCAAGUCUACUCAUUUACAAUAACAUUAGUUCGACGCGAAUUUUAAUACAAGUAUGGUAUCAUAUUUCAUAAUACAACAAACAAUGUAAACUAGCCAUACAUUUUGCCGAAUAUAACUUCGGCCCCUUUGGACAUAUCUUUUUCGUGAUAAUGUUAUUGAAACCAGAAUCGAAAACACUAUUUGCUGCCGAAGGCAGCCACCUAUUCUUGACGAUGUGUUUUUCUCGCACCAGUCCGUUUCCGCUUGCCCGAGUUAUGUAUAGCCGAACGACAACUCGAUUUGAUUUGCAUGUACGAAUGUGGUUCGAAUGGUUCGAAUGUUUGGAUGAUCAGAUUUAUGACGUAUUUUGACGUCACAGAAACUUUACUGUAAAAAAUAACAUACUCCAGAUCGCGAUUUGACUUUCCGAAUAUCCCGGUUGAACAUCGCGAACACCACCAUGGACAAUGACAAUUUGUAAACACGUUUAAUAAUUAAUACAUGUACGCAUAAAGGCCUGAUUCCACGGGCGCUUUUUCUCGGCGAAAUGCGAAAUAUUUCGCCUGUUUCUUUUGAAUUGCGACCACUCGAAUAAAUUAUUUCUACUUGAUUGCCCACAAUUCAAAAGAAACAGGCGAAAUAUUUCGCAUUUCGCCGAGAAAAAGCGCCCGUGGAAUCAGGCCUUAAUGGCCUCUGCAUAAUGGCAUAGUCUCAUCGCAAAUGGACUCUUAGUCUCUGACUGUUAAAUAAAAUGCUUUUCAAGGUAAGAUGAAAGUUUGAUCACAAAUAACAACGUGUAUUGGUCGAUACGCGUUGAAACUUGAAGCGAAUGAAUUAACUGUUUUUAAAUUAUUACCGCAUUUUUAGGUGCAUACAAGUCUUCAUAGUAUUACAGUAAAACAAGCGGAUUUCGUCACUUCGUCGAUAUUUAUCAGUUUGUAAAAAAUCUGAUUGAGCUUGAUCGUAGGCUUGAUGGAACAUCGUACUUCUAAGUGAUAAAUAAUCACAGAGAGAGUUUAUUAUUGUUAUUUUGGCAAUAUCAAUUGAGGCAUUGAGCAGUAAUAUGCAGUAUCGUAAAAUUAUCUGACUUGCACAAAGAUAGUCCUAGCAACCCAGUGUGGAUUGUUGUCUGCACAUAUUAACUUACCAGCAGUUACAUGUAAAUAACAUGUCAACCGACGUUUGUAAAAGGUAUGACGGUGUGUAAAAACGUAUCUCUGAGUGAUAUGUCCAUUGUUUAAUAGCAUAAUAUGAAAUAAUCCUACCAGCCUACAUUUAUAUAUUCACCUGGCUGUCACUACAGUACUCGGAGACAGAGUAUACUAUAUUUUUUGAUAAUGCUCACAAUUGUAUUAUAUAGUUUCUGUUUUGCAGUUCUGACUGAGUACAAUCUUAGGGGCUGAUUACAUGGAGAGUUUUCAGCCCGGGCUGAGUUUCAGCCGGGUUAUUAAAAUGAGCUGAAAUUGCAUCACGAUUACAUGAGCAGUUUGAGCCCGGACUGAGUUUAGUCAGAGCUAUAUUUAUAGUCAACCUGGGCUGAACUGUCAGACCGGGCUGAGUGAAAUAAUCUGAGUAUCACAAAAUAGGACAAUAAGCCUGUUACGCUUCUUUGAAGCAAUCAGACGCUGAUUAGUCGACUAUUUGACUUGUGUGAGACUGUGGUUAUAUGUAAAGUAUUUAAAGAUGAAACAAACACGCAAAAUAAAGCCAUUUAAACGGUUGUUUUUUCAGCCUGGGCUGAAAUUUCAGCCUGGGCAGCUCAAACCAGGCUGAAAUUUCACCCCGGGCUGAAACUCUCUCCAUCAAGCAUCAGCAGAUUGUUCAGUUGUUUUGCAAUAGGGGUAGCCUUGAAGGUGUCAUUAUUGCAUUAAAACGAUAAUUGGGACAAAAACUGACUUAAUAUUUCUAUAUAUGGAAUUAUUAUUAAAUUCUACAUGUCCAAUGAUUCAUUCAAGUAUUAUUAUUGUUUAUAUAUAAUAUGAUGUUGUACAGUAUUCAGUGGCAAGCUAGCUACAAUGGCAACUGGUCAUGGCACAGCUAUAAACCUGGAUCUAUUUGAAUAAUGCAAAUCAUUAAAAACUUGCAUACUGUGGCAUGACCUGUUGGUAUGGCUAGCUCACUGAUCUAAUAGAUCAGUGGGCUAGCUUCACCACUGACAGUAUUAUAAUUAUAAAUACAAAAUAUUCAAAUAGUUGAAUAAUGCAAAUUAUGAAAAACUUGCAUACUGUAGCAUGACCUGUUGGUAUGGCUAGCUCACUGAUCUAAUAGAUCAUAGAUCAGUGGGCUAACUACACCACUGACAGUAUUAUAAUUAUAAAUACAAAAGCAAGAACGUAUAUACUAUAAGCAUUGCAGGUAUUCAUAUAUGUAAAACUGUCCAUGCCAAGAAAGUAGAAUUAGAAUAUUUAGCUGACCUUUGACCUUGUGGAAGGUGUUUGGUAUUCAAAUUGCACUUUUCCUACUUCCUGGGCUGUUUACAUGAUGGAAGGUGGGAUGAUUUUUGAUGUAUUGAAAUAAGUCACCAGGUUAAACAAAAGUUUAAAUGCUUGUUAACAGAACUGAAAUAUUGUAGAGAAGAUCAUGUGUACAUUCAAAAAAUGAGAACAGAUUUACCAUUUAGCUCGAACACGCCGACACGCGGCGAUUAUUUAGGGUAUAAAUCGAUAAAAAUCGAAAGCAUUUUGUCGAUGAAAAUCGAUGAAUAUCGACAAUAAUCGAUAAAAUUGGCUAUAAUUUUUUGUGACUAUCGAUUGGUCAUCGGUUGAUCAAUGUGAACUGAUAUCAAUUAAGUAAUUAACAUCGAUUACCAUCGAUUGAUCGAUUGGAUUUCCGAUGAUCGGUUUUUAUCGAUUAAGUACGCCGGGUAUAAAUCUAUCUCUAGAAAAUAAUGAAGUUUUUUGCAGAAUUGUGCACCGUUAGCUUAUUUCAAUACAUCGAAAUCAUCGUGCCUUUCCCGCCUCAUAUCUCGUCCUGACAAAGCGGGAUCAUAAAAACAGCCCCUUAUUCAGUAAAUUGCGCAUGCUGCCUUUGAUCCCUUUGGCAUGAGGCAGCACUUUCCUUGCGAUAGUAACUUCUAGUUAUAGUGUUAUUUUCAAGCUUGUGUCUUAAGAUUUUCAUCUUUUAUUUCGGUAUUUACAGAAUAUUUAUAUUUUUAGCGCGGCCCAUGGAACGCACAUGAAAACAACGCGCUGUUUGGAAAAACCGGAAAUCGAUUCUGUAGGUCGGCAUGAUUUGCACGUUCAUCGAUCUCCAUUACGUCUCCCGAAAAGGUCUUUUAUUUUUUUAAAAAUCAAAAAUUGCUUGCGGUUUAAGGUGGCUCCCUAGGGUUUUUUAAUUUACUACACUAUAGUAUUCAGGAGAUUCUUGUUUCUUUACUUUACAUGAUAUGAAGACGAAAUUUAUUGGACACAUUGACAAUGUUCUCCUGAACAUUGUAAAUUGCUACUUUUGUGUUAAAAACAUGUUGUCAUGGCAACAGCAUGCUUAGAAUAAAGCUCAAAAUUUGUCUUUUUCAGGUCAUUUUAAAAAGUUCCUUCGGUGAAAUUUUUUAAAACUUUGCAUAAAAGAUAAUACUUGUAUAAUGAAUUUUUCCCCUCAAUUUAAAAAAAUUAAAUCGAUACGUUUCUUAGAAAAUUUAAAAAACGUCAAAAAUCAAUAUUAAAAAUUUUCCUAUCGAUUUAAUUUUAAGAAAAAAGGAUAUUGCACUUGUUGUACCGAUAUUAAAAAAUGUGCAAAGUUUUAAAAAAUUUUACCGAAGGAUAACGGAGAAAUUUUGGAUUAAUUUUGGCAAUUUUUACUAGAUUUUUACGCGAACAAUUUAAUACCCCAACUGACGUGUACAUGCAUUCUGCAUAUUAACAACAAGGCAUGACUUUUUUAAAAUCACAAAAUAUAAAUUAUGUUUGAUAUACUGUUUAUAACUGUGUCGGUUAGUGGUCAACUAAGCGUGGAUUAUACAUGUAAAAAUGGCAAAGAUAUUUAGGUAAUUACCGGUUAUGACUUCUUGGUAUUAAUUUGAAAAAUGUUUGUCAAAAUUCGUCCCGUGCGAGUACUAUCGUCGGAUGUUUUCGCAAAAUGCCCGUUCAAAUUUCAGUUUUUAUAGCGGUAUGUUUGGAGUUUCGGUCCUGCUCAUUUCACCCGUAGAGGGCUCAUUAUUUAAGUCAUCUAUAUUGUCAUAAGUGCUGCUAGAUUGUGGAGAAAACACUGGAAAUUCUUGAGGAAACUUUAUAUCCCAAUGUUCACGAUCGAACCUCGCGUACGGCGGUUCAAAAAACAUCCAGAAUACCGCUUGAAAAAAAAAGUUUACAUUAUCUUCUUUUGAAACAUCACAUCCAAGUAUCGUUUUGGCUUUUACAACUCUUUUAUGCUUUCAAACUAAAGCAAAGUUCACACUUUUGUUUCAAAAAAGAGUUCCGUAUAAAACACAACGUUCGUUCGUAUUUUGAAGUCAUACGAGUUUUAGUUUACAAAUAUACGAAGAAUGUAACCCCCGGAAAUAAAACCCUAGGGAGCCACCUUAAGAUUUGCAAAAACAUAAAAUUUGCUUGCGGUUUAAGAUUUGUAUUCCUGCCUUUUGUACCAUAGCACGUAUCUCGUUAUUUUCAGGCCAGUGUGAACGCCUGAGUAGGCGUCUUGUUAUAUAGUAAAUCACAGCGCGACCGGAGCACGCUACGUGCUAGCCUGCGUAGCAGGCGUUUAGCUGACGGGCGGGUACAGAGGGAACGCCUGCCCAAAUUGGCUAUGACAAUUUGUUUUCGCCCAUUAAGGAUGAUUGACGUUUUGUAAUUAGCACCUUCACCCAUUAUCCAAUCAUAGUCGAGAUUUAUAUUUAGCAUCAUGCAUGCUUUUUGCUCGGCAACUAUAUAACCUGAGUUUCAGGCCCUCGGUAUUGAAAGAGGGCCUGACACGAAACGCCUCAAAAGCCAUGUUCAACAUCCAGAACCUGGAUGUUAUGCUGAUUGGCUAAGAGACGAUAAAACGCAUCAUGUGAUUCAAACCGGAAAUAUAUGACCGGCGUAUGUAAACACCAAAAAUAGAAUUUGUAAUUUUGUCAUAUACUGUUAAAAGUGCUUUAUUUCUGAAAUUUAUUUUCAAUUAAUUAAGCAUAAAAAUGACAAAAUAAGUACGAAAAGACGUUGAAAACGCUUUUGCAGCAACAUUUUACUCGGUAUAAAACUAAAACUACAUAGUCAUAGUAGAAAGCGUGUCUAAAUAUCUCGCCGUAAUAGUCGCCAUAGAACGAAAAUAUGUGGUGUCGGAAAUUUUCAAAUAUUUAGUUCCAAAAAGCUGAAGCCUUAUUUAUCAGUUUAUUGCCGAGCUGUUUUCCAAGACCUGCAAGGAUAUAGUAGUCAGCUCGCUCGAACUAAUAUGCCAACAUCAGGCAGAAAUUGAAGACAAUAGCCGCUGUGUCAGACGCAGUUGAAGUAACCUGAAGUUCAGGCCCUAAUCACAGAAUAGGGCCUGACACAAAACCUAUCUAAAGUGUGAGAUUCCCGUCCACCUGGUGGACGGGAAAUCUGAUUGGUUGAUCAGCAUCAUGAAGGAUUUUGAUUGGUUGCAAGUUUACAUAAACAACAGUUUUAAAAAUAACUCGGUCAAGGCGACAAUUAAUAUAAAGAUCAAACGCACGUACAAAUUCCAUUAUCGAUUUCUUCGAAUUUCUUUUUCUUUUAUGCUUUAUGGCAGAAAAUAAAUCAAACAAACAGUAUUUUGAAAGGGCUUUAUCAAAAUCUUGGACGAAUUUUGGACACACGACGCCGAAAGAACAGUCAAACUAGUCAUGUAUUCGAAAGCUUGUUGUUGACAGCCAAGAUGUUUUGCCAACUGGCUUCGCCGGCAAAAGUCUUAUUUUUAAUAUCAGGUCCUACCGGCGUUGUUUUCUGAGCUACAUCGCCUUCUUCGUGGUACGAUUGAGAAUUUCAUUGUUAACGUGCUGUUGUUAGCCCGUUUUAAUAAAGUAUAUCCCUAAUAUCCGCGUCCAGCAAGUUGAGACCUUGAGAAUGCUUGGCAGUCUAGCCGUGCACAGAACUGACUAAUUAAAUCUUUGUCUGAAUCUUAUUUAUAUAAAAGUACCUUGAAUUUUUAAGUUUAAUUAUAGAGCAAAAUGCACACUCUGCGGACAUGUAAUAUAAUUUUUUUGUGUAACGAAAAUAUCUUUAACACUUGUCAAUCAUAUUGCAUGUUGUGUCUAAAAAUAACAUGUGGGCGUCCCACAGUCUAGACAGGUUUUGUGUCAGGCCCUAUUUCAAAUUAGGGCCUGAACUUCAGGUUACAGUUGGGCAAUUGAUAAAACUAGAAUAGUGAAGCGAAUAGUGCGAAUAGUCGACGAAUAGUACGAAUAGUCCGCGAAUAGUCGACGAAUAGUACGAAUAGUCCGCGAAUAGUCGACGAAUAGUGCGAAUAGUCCGCGAAUAGUCGACGAAUAGUACGAAUAGUCGACGAAUAGUGCAAUAGAGACUUUGCAAGGCUUUCCACCGUGCUGUAGAACUAAAUUUACCGAAGCGGGGGGGGGGCUCUAUUGACAAACAUGAAAUCGUGAAAACAUUCGUUGAUGUCAAUGACGUCAUACGUAAUCGGUAAAAAUUACGGGACCACUGAGUUUUAACAAAUAUUUAACAGGAAGUAGACAAUUUGACAAUUUGACAAUUUCCGACAGCCUUGACAAUUUUCCGACAAUUUCCGGCAGCAUUGGCAAUUUUACGACGGGUGUCAACAAUAGGGGAGGGCCAUGCCCCCCCCGGCCACGGCGCCACUGAUGACAAUCACUAGACGUAUGACGUCAUUGACGUACGUCGACGAAUGUUUUCACGAUUUCAUGUUUGUCAACAGAGCCCCCCCCGCCGGUAAAUUUAGUUCUACAGCACUGCUGCAAAGCCUUGCAAAGUCUCUAUUGCACUAUUCGUACUAUUCGUCGCCUAUUCGUACUAUUCGUCGACUAUUCGCGGACUAUUCGUACUAUUCGUCGACUAUUCGCGGACUAUUCGCACUAUUCGUCGACUAUUCGCGGACUAUUCGUACUAUUCGUCGACUAUUCGCACUAUUCGUCGACUAUUCGCACUAUUCGCUUCACUAUUCUAGUUUUAUCAAUUGCCGUUACAGUUGAAGCGAAUAGCUGUCUCGAACAAACUAUUAACAUGACACGAGGACCGAGGAAGAAGAAAUCCUAUUCAGAGCGCCGAAUGUUGUCUCUUUAGACUCCUGGAAAAAGCCAUCGAGCUAUGGUUCCCCGAAUAAGGCAUAGUUUACGCUUAGAAUUCCAUCAUGUGGAUAUUUCGACAAAAACAUACCGAUUUUUCCCGUAUUUAUUCAAAUUUAUAUAAAACUGCAAAUAACGAAAUUUGCGUAUUUACAUACCUGUAGCGGACAACCGGAAAUAUGCUACAACCGGAAAUAAUUUUAAUUGGCUGAUAUUCUGGGGGAGGAAAGCCCGUAGAGGCGAAUUGUGUCAGGCUCUCUUCAGUACCGAGAGCCUGAUACUCAGGUUACGGCAACUACGGAGUUUGCAGAGAUUUUAUGCACUAUUUACAGCACGCGUAGCAGUGUUUUAUCACAUAUAAAGAUGGUCUGAUAAAACACGCACUGCGAAUGUUUUAAAUUGCUUAAAAAACGAUCGAUCUAGUAUACGUUCAUUGGCGAAGUAGCAGUGGCGGCGCCAGGCUUCCAAAUUUGGGGGGGCAUUUGAGGGGCAAACUCGAAUUUUGGGGGGGCAAGAUAUAAUUUUUAAAAAGGUCGCCCCCCCCCCAGGAAAUUCUCCCCCCCCCCUCAAAACGUGGCGAUAUUCCUAGGAAUAUCGCCUCCCAGGGGGUGGGGCGAAUACCCUAGGAAUAUCGCCCCUCUUUAGGACAUUCGCCCCCCAUAUAUGCGAUGUGGUUUAUUCAAAUAAUUUCGUGAUACUUUCAUCUUAUUAUUGCCUUACACGUUUGAGAAUUUAACUCUGCAAAACUAAAGCUGAAACGUAUUAUUGGAGUAUUGGCAAGUUUUACCAUUCAGAGAUUUACAAACUAAUAUUGAAACUGUAAAAAACAGUUUCAUGUAUACGCACAUUCACUAAUGAGUAAUGACAACUUAUAAGCCAUACAUUUUCCGAUAACGACAGAACGCUUGUGUAGCCUUUAGUCGCUCUUAGUGACUAAUAAUUUUUUUGAGGGGGGGGCAAAAAAUAAUUGGGGGGGUUGGCGCCGCCACUGCGGACUGCGUCAGUUUACACUUUCACUGGAUAUUUCUGACAUGACUAAAAUAUUUUAAAAGGAUUUUUUAUAAAUGAGGUAAAUUAGACAUUACAUAUUUUAUUUCUGGGGUAAGUUGUAUCAGUAAACUCUGGAUAGCAAAUAUCUACCAAGCAGGUGGAUAGUGCUUUCAUCAUGAUCAAGCUUUCUAAAAUUGGCAGUUGAUUGGUAUAAUGAAGAUGAAACUUUAGUAUCUAUAAAUUAAAGUGUCUUUAUUUAUGGAGAUUGGCGGGUUUAUAUUUGUAGUUUUGCAAAUAUUUUUUACAAUGGUUAAAAAAUCAGUGGUGGAUAUAUAUAUAUAUAUAUAUAUAUAUAAACAGUUUUGUUUUUCGUUAUAGAUAAAAGAGUGCUCAAUACUACAAAUUAUUUAGCAGAGCGAAUUAAUUUGUUAUCUUAAAAUGUUUCAAUUUAUAUAUAUAUAUAUAUAUAUAUAUAUAUAUAUAUAUAUAUAUAUAUAUAUAUAUAUAUAUAUAUAUAUAUAUAUAUAUAUAUAUAUAUAAGUUGUAAAUAGACAAUAGAUAUACUCCUUAAUUUUUUGUAAAUUUUAUGAGAGCCACAAGUUCAUUAGUACUUCGUACUAUUAAGUGUCACCCUCUUUAAAUAAAGUCUCUAUCUAUCUAUCUAUCUAAUUACUUCCGUUAACGAGAUUAACCAAUGGGAAGCUUUUCCGAAGAUUCUUCGGAGAAGAACAAAUUAAUCAUAGGCAUUUGGGCAGGCGUUUAUUUAACGACGCCCUUUCUUCUCCCGCCCGCACUAAACGCCUGCUACGCAGGCUAGCUACGUGCAUGCAUGAUUCUAACAGCAAUUUUAUUGCUAAUUGCAUACUCAAACGUUUUAAUUACGGAUUUUAUUUAAUAAAACCAGCUUGUUUGGGUUCCUAUGGUCUAAGUUUUAAGGAAUUGUUCGAAUUUAUACACGAAAAAUGACAGGUUUUCUUUAUUUAGGGUUAUGAAACCAGGGUAGGUGAUAAAGGUACAUUAAUCUCGGGUGGACAGAAACAAAGAAUCGCCAUUGCUCGAGCUCUGGUUCGUAACCCAAAGAUUCUUCUCCUGGACGAAGCAACAUCGGCUUUAGAUACGGAAAGUGAGAAGGUAAUAUCAUACGAAAGAAUACAUAUACCAUGCACGAAAAGCAAUACUGGUUGUUUACUAAUUACAUGAAAGCGAAAGACAAAAUAGACGUUUGAAUACUUGUUUGAAUAGCACAAUUCAAUUUGAGGUUUUCUGAAAGCUAUAGUCAAAUGCACACUCAAUGCAAGCGUGAAGAGAUAAAAUAUUCUGUGUGUAGUGUAAAUUGAUGGAUAUAUUUCUCAAUUUUCAAAUAGCAACUGUAACAAUGAUUAUAAUUAACUUCCCCAAUUAUUGUAUCUAUAGGUUGUCCAAGAUGCAUUGGAUAAAGCUCGAGAAGGUCGAACAACUUUAGUGAUUGCUCAUCGUUUAUCCACCAUUCAAAAUGCCAAUUGUAUUGUUGUUCUGAGAAAAGGCAAGGUAAUAGAACAAGGCACUCACCAGGAACUCAUCAACAAGAGAGGAGCUUAUUACGUCCUUCAAAAAGCACAAGCACUUGGAUCUAACUUGUGAUUUGGUUAUCUGCGUGGAUUCUAGUUCACUACAAGCAUAUGAACAUUUACUUAUACAUUUCACUUUGGUACAACUUUUGCUGAUUAUAUUAAAUAAAUAUUUGCGUGUUGGAUAUCGUUAGUUAGGAUGGUUAAUUGAGGAUUUUUCUAAUUAUAGUUUAUACUUUAGUAAUUAUUUUAUAAUUUAAUUUUAAACAAGACGCCUACUCAGGCGUUCACUCCGGGUACAGGGCCUUAACUAAGCGCAAACUACUUUAACGGAGGGCCCUGAAGGGGUAAAAUGGGAACUGGGAUUGAUCUAUUUUUAGACUGGGAAAAUGGGAUUUGGGUUGCUGGGACUGGGAUUUGGCCACUGGGAAUAGGCAUGGCCCGAUUGUGCUCGUAAAAUCCAAAAAAGUUGCUCGCUAAAACUAGAAAGUUGCUCGCUAAAAAGCAUAAAAGUUGCUCAAAAGUUGCCCGAAAUAGAAAAAAGUUACUACUAAAAUUCAAAAAAUUGCCCGUACUAUUACGUUAAUCAAGAGAUUUAUACAAUUUUUGCACGCUCGGAUGAACUUCUUGUAAUUAACAAUAAACUUUUUAAGAUUCACAAAUAGCAAUACAAAUGUCAUACAAAUAUCAACACGAAUACCUAGAAUAACAAAUCUUCCAAUAAAACAACAUCGCAAGUGUUGUCUUUUAGCUCUGCGUUUCUUACGCUAAUUAUUUCAAGUUUGGGGUUCGACGAGAGAACACAGGCAACCCUUGUCCCCUAGCAAGCAAAUACCAAGGGAAAGCAAGGAAGCAGCAUGCAUUCAAGGGUGUAUUAUUUACAGCAUAUUACAUAGAAUAUUUAAUUGAGCCUGUGCACAUCAUGUAUUACCAUGUACUGAUACAUAAUGUGCACAGAAAUAUAUCGCAGAAAAUGAAGUUGUAAACAUUUCAAUAUUUCAAGCUGUAAAGUUUUAAUUUUAGUAAAAAGCCUAAAAGUUGCUCAGAAAUUGCUCAAAAAUGAAAAAGUUGCUUCAAGUUGCUCGAACUGAAAAAAGUUGCUCCAAACGCAAAAAGUUGCUCCAAAGUUGC
Messenger RNA from Paramuricea clavata, 19319 nucleotides. The record is from the annotation of a GenBank genome assembly. Lineage: Eukaryota; Metazoa; Cnidaria; Anthozoa; Malacalcyonacea; Plexauridae.